CCAGAAAACCGGGUCUUAAAAAGUCAUCGGCCGAUAUCCUUUUAAGCUUUUUACCUACUCGAGACCCCCUAUCGAAUGAUGUAUGAACGAAUGAAAUCGGAGCGGGACACCUGGGAAUGUUUCCUCGUUAGCAUGUAAUAAAAACUACUUAGCAUUUAAAUGGGAACCUAAAUAAAAUUUAAAAGUCAUAUGGGAAACUACGCUGGCUUGCUAAAGGAGACGCAGUAUCGGUUAAACUACAACGAAUGUGCUUCUUUUCGUAUUCUUUCCCUUUCUUUGCUGGUCUUUUCGCGAUCUAUCCGCUUCUCCCAACGACCUUAACGGAACUAUUAAAUCGAAAAUUUCGAGUUGGCAUGCGUUUAAUCUACAACUGUCCGGCGGUUGACGCUAAGGAACUGUUUGAGAUAUGCAAUGAAAAGAAACUGGAGGAAUAUGUGAACAGUUACAUAAAAAGCAUGCAUGAGUCGGUACUAAUUGUCUGGAUAAACUUUGUUGAAGAGAGAGAGAAUCAGAGGUAAGCGUUUUUAUAUUCAUUCUUUUUCUCUAGAUCACAGUGCACAUUGCGGAAAAAAGAUGAGUAAAAAAAAACUAGAGACCAAUUGUGUUGCGCAUAAGUUGCGAUGUCUGCAGACUCUGCCUCUGCUGACAGCUGCCAAAAGUUAUCAAUUCAGUCAGUAGAUUUUCACUGCACCGUUUCGCUGUGAUUUUCUAUUUCAGCAACUUUGAAAGACAUAAUUAGAGAAAAUAACAGAACAGAGAACGAAAUAUAAAGAACAGAGAACGAAAUAUAAAGAACAGAGAAACAGAAAUGAGAGAGAAUUAUUUUUCUUCUCAAGAAUAAAUGGCACCGAACAACUGAUGCUAAUGAACUAAAAAAACUUCCGAGUCCGAAACACAUCUUUAUCUAUGUUAUACCAUCGUUGACAAUAUUAGCUGCACAUUCAUGGAUCGGCUUCUAUAUUAACGCUGGACAGUCAUCUCGAAGAUCUUAUUAUCGUAGUGAAAGUGUACAAAUAACUUCUACAAUCGGAAGAAAAACGUAUGGACGCUCAUUAGCAUCAGCUUCAACGACCAUCGGCUCAACACUUUUCAAUCAAAAAAAUUAUUCAACAGUACCACUUCGUUUUGUGACAUCGAAUUCCGAACGUAUUCGAACAAAACAACAUCGAAAAUUAUUGCGUAUGUUAAUAAUAAUGAUAUUAUUAUUCUCAUUAUCUUGGUUACCUUAUCAUAUUCUCAGUCUUAUUAUGGAAUGUCAAUCAUUGUCAGAAAAGACAACAU
Didymodactylos carnosus is the source of this 1281-nucleotide messenger RNA. NCBI's taxonomy places the organism in Eukaryota, Metazoa, Rotifera, Eurotatoria, Philodinida, Philodinidae. The record is from the annotation of a GenBank genome assembly.